Dentiscutata erythropus is the source of this 322-nucleotide messenger RNA. Lineage: Eukaryota; Fungi; Glomeromycota; Glomeromycetes; Diversisporales; Gigasporaceae. The record is from the annotation of a GenBank genome assembly.
AGAAAUUGAAGCACAAGCACUUGAAAAUGCCUUCCCUGAUAAGGAUAAACGUUUAGAAUUUUUAAAUUUAUUGUUAGAUUAUUCUAAUCAUGUUGUAAAUGAAUUUAAAGAACUUGAAAAAAGAUUACCAAAACAUAGAAACCAUCCUUAUUAUAUUAAAUCUAAAACAUUUAGAGAUAAAGUUUUAAAUGGUCCUAAACAAGGUUCUGUUAUGAAGGUUCAACAAAUAGAAAAGGCAAUUCAAGAUCUUGAAGAAGAGUUUGAGUGUGAUACUGAAAAAAGUGAAAGUGAAGAUGAAAUUGAAAAGAACAAGCUAAAUUAA